Molecule: messenger RNA, 1158 nt
Organism: Macaca mulatta (Rhesus monkey)
Lineage: Eukaryota; Metazoa; Chordata; Mammalia; Primates; Cercopithecidae
Product: olfactory receptor 5W2
Biological process (GO): G protein-coupled receptor signaling pathway
Cellular component (GO): membrane
Molecular function (GO): olfactory receptor activity; G protein-coupled receptor activity
Source: RefSeq, a predicted model, not a curated record
AUGUACAUUCAUGAAAUAAUUGAAAUGAGGGUAGUUGUCAAUGUAGUUGGGAAAAAUCAAUUACAAGCAAAUGUAAGUAGUCCGUUGUUCACACUUCUUUUACCACUCAUAUUUGGCUUUUAUCCUUUGGAACCAGAUAAUUUUUUUGAUAUCUUGGAAAGUCGAGCCCUAAUCUGUCAUCCUCAUAAUGAUUUCUGUAGCAGUUUGAAACAAGAACAAGGAAGAAUAGACUGGGAAAAUUGCUCCUCAUUAACUGAUUUUUUUCUCCUGGGAAUUACCAAUAACCCAGAGAUGAAAGUGACCCUAUUUACUGUAUUCUUGGCUGUUUAUAUCAUUAAUUUAUCAGCAAAUCUUGGAAUGAUAGUUUUAAUCAGAAUGGAUUACCAACUUCACACACCAAUGUACUUCUUCCUCAGUCAUCUGCCUUUCUGUGAUCUCUGCUAUUCUACUGCAAUUGGGCCCAAGAUGCUGGUAGAUCUACUUUCCAAGAACAAGUCAAUUCCCUUCUAUGGCUGUGCUCUGCAAUUCUUGGUCUUCUGUAUCUUUGCAGAUUCUGAGUGUCUACUGCUGGCAGUGAUGGCCUUUGAUCGGUACAAGGCCAUCAGCAAUCCCCUGCACUAUACAGUCAGCAUGUCUAGCAGAGUGUGCUAUCUACUAUUGACUGGGGUUUAUCUGGUGGGAAUAGCAGAUGCUUUGAUACAUACGACAUUGGCAUUCCACCUAUGCUUCUGUGGGUCUAAUGAGAUUAAUCAUUUCUUCUGUGAUAUCCCUCCUCUCUUAUUACUCUCUUGCUCAGAUACACAGGUCAAUGAGUUAGUGUUAUUCACUGUCUUUGGUUUUAUUGAACUGAGUACCAUUUCAGGAGCUCUCAUUUCUUAUUGUUAUAUCAUCCUAUCAGUCUUGGAGAUCCACUCUGCUGAGGGGAGGUUCAAAGCUUUCUCUACAUGCACUUCCCACUUAUUUGCGGUUGCAAUUUUCCAGGGAACUCUGCUCUUUAUGUAUUUCCGGCCAAGUUCUUCCUAUUCUCUAGAUCAAGAUAAAAUGACCUCAUUGUUUUACACCCUUGUGGUUCCCACGUUGAACCCCCUGAUUUAUAGCCUGCGGAACAAGGAUGUGAAAGAGGCCCUGAAAAAACUGAAAAAUAAAAUUUUAUUUUAA